CCCUUUUCCAAGGAGAAAUGAAGAAGAAAACUGUAUAUACCCUAAACAUGGGAGAUAAGGAGUAUGAAGAUAUGGAAGGAGAAGAAAAUAGAGAUGAUACUACUACCACUGGUCUGUUGUACAGUGAAGCUGACAGAUGUCCCAUAUGUCUUAAUUGCCUGUUAGAGAAGGAAGUUGGUUUUCCAGAAAAUUGUAAUCAUGUGUUCUGUAUGACCUGUAUUCUUAAAUGGGCAGAGACACUGGCUUCAUGUCCUAUUGACCGAAAACCUUUCCAGGCAGUGUUUAAAUUCAGUGCAUUGGAAGGCUAUGUUAAGGUAAGUCUUAGAUUUUGUUUUGAAAGUUCAUCUUAUUUUGCUAAAACUGUCGUCACUAUGGUCCAGACUAAUCUUCUGACUUCCAAAUCCCAUGGAAACUCUUCAUAUAGUGAAAAAGAAGGGAAGAAAAAUGAAGCAAUAAAGAUAUAUAAGCCUCAAAGAUCAAAUUGGCGUACAAGUCAGUGCUUCAGAAAUUUUUUCUCCAAUAUAUUUUCUUCUAGUAGUCACACUGGAGAAUCUUCUUUUACCUGUAGAGCUUAUUGUACAGAAUUUAUAGAAGUCAAUGAAAUCAGUGCAUUGAUUAGGCAGAAGAGACAGGAACUGGAAUUAUCAUGGUUUCCUGAUACAUUACCUGGAAUUGGAAGAAUUGGUUUUAUACCCUGGAAUAUUGAAAUGGAAGUUCUUCCUCUCAUUUCUUCUGUGUUGCCAAGAACUAUUUUUCCAACAAGUACCCUAUCUUUAGAAAAUUUUGGUGCUUCUUGCAAGGCAUUAGCACAUACCCAAGAAGGAGAAGAAAAGAAGCAAACUUCUGGUACGUCAAAUACCAGAGGAUCAAGACGAAAACCUGCAGCAACAACUCCUACAAGGAGAUCUACACGUAACAUGAGAGCUGAAACAGUCAGUCAGUCUCCAAGAUCCCCAAUAUCAGAUAAUUCUAGGUUUGAUGCCCCAGGUAACAAUAAUCCAUCUGUAAGUGUUUCCUCUUCAGCUGUGUCAGAAAAGCAAACAAGACAAGCUCCAAAACGGAAGUCUAUAAGAAGAGGAAGAAAACCAUCUUUAUUAAAAAAGAAGCUUCGGAGCUCUGUACCUCCACCUGAAAAAUCAUCUUCCAGUGAUUCAGUAGAUGAAGAAACAGCAGAAUCUGACAUACCACCUAUGUUAGAAAAAGAGCACCAAUCAAAUGUAGAAAGUAGUAACACUUGUACUAUGAAGACAAAUGUAGAAAACCAAUCUGCUAACUGCUUGCAAAGUUUCAGUGAGCAAAUAGAAAGUGAGAAACAUGCUGAGAAUCGUGAUAUAGAGGAAAACGUAGAAUCUUCAUAUUCUGAGUCUUGUACUCAAGAUCCUCCUGUGCUACUUGGAGAGGAAGAGGAAAUUCAAAAACUUGAGAAUACAGAUAGAGAGGCUAAAGUUUUGUGUUUAGAAAGUGAGAUUUCUGAAAACAUUUUUGAAAAAGGAGGCGAUCCAUUAGAAAAUCAAGACCAGAUAUCUGGACCUUCAGAAUCAGAGGUAAAGGCAGAUAUGUGUACAGAUCAUCCUCCAAACGAUUUUCUUCCAUGUUCAGGAUCUGAAAAUGAAGUACACCAACCUGUAUCUAGUCCCUUACCCGAGUUACCAGAGAAUGCAGAGUCAAUGGUUAAUGAAGAAAAAAUGAGAGAGAAUCCUAUAGCAGAAAUUAUUGAUCAUAAAGAUUCUGCAGUAAAAAUAGAAGAGCUUGUAGAGAGUCCCAAGUUAGAAUCUUUUGAGGGUGAAAUGAUACAAACAGUGGACAGAAAAUCCGUUGAGAGCUCAGAGGUUCAAUUGCUUGGGCAUGUUGAAACUGAAGAUACAGAAAUAAUUACAACAUGUGAUACUUCUGAGAAUGAAAAUGUCAAUAGUAUUCAAGACUCUGAAAAUAAUUUAUUAAAAAAUGAUCUUCUUAACACUGAGUUGGACAAAUCUUUAGAAGAAAAGAGUGAAUCGGUGAUUGAACAUCCCAAAUCUACAGAGUUGCCUAAAACACACAGUGAACAAAUUCAGAAGCAUUUUAGUGAGGACAACAAUGAAAUGAUACCUAUGGAGUGUGAUUCAUUUUGCAGUGACCAAAAUGAAUCUGAAAUUGAACCAUCUAUAGAUGCUCAUUCUAAACAACUGAAUGAAAAUUCCGUGGCACUCAGUUCUGAAAAUAAUAUACCAUCUUCUGAUCCUGCAAAUGAAAAGAUUGAAACUGUAUCUCAGCCAUCAGAAAGCUCAAUAGAUACAAUAGAUAAAGCCAAAAAGCCUCGUACGCGAAGAUCUAGAUUUCAUUCCCCGUCUACUACUUGGUCUCCCAACAAAGAUUCUGCACAAGAAAAGAAGCGGUCGCAGUCUCCAUCUCCCAAAAGAGAAACUGGAAAAGAAAGUAGGAAGUCUCGAUCACCAUCUCCUAAGAAAGAAUCUGUCCGAGGACGGAGAAAAUCUCGUUCUCAGUCCCCCAAAAAGGAUAUUGCAAGAGAAAAGAGGCGAUCUCAGUCUCGUUCUCCAAAGAGAGAUAGUACGAGGGAAGGCAAAAGAUCUGAAUCACUGUCCCCAAGAAGAGAUACUUCUAGAGAGAACAGAAGAUCUCAAUCAAGAGUGAAAGAUUCCUCUCCAGGAGAAAAAUCCAGGUCCCGGAGCAGAGAAAGAGAAAGUGAUAGAGAUGGACAGAGGAGAGAUCGAGAAAGAGAAAGGAGAACCAGAAGAUGGUCUAGGUCCAGAUCUCAUUCUAGGUCACCCUCAAGAUCCAGAACAAAAAGUAAGAGUUCAUCGUUUAGUAGAAGUGACAGAGAUAAUUACUCUCCCCGGUGGAAGGAAAGAUGGACAAAUGAUGGUUGGAGAUGUCCACGAGGAAAUGAUCGAUACAGAAAGAAUGAUCCAGAGAAACAGAAUGAAAAUACAAGAAAAGAAAAAAAUUAUAUCAGUCCAGAUGUUGAUGAUCCAAAUUCUGCUGAAAAACGUAGAAAUGACUGUCUUAAUUGGGUAACAGAAAAAAUAAACUCUGGGCCUGAUCCAAGGACCAGAAAUCCAGAAAAGCUGAAAGAGUCUCAUUGGGAAGAAAAUAAAAAUGAAAAUUCAGGGAAUUCUUGGAAUAAAAACUUUGGUUCAGGUUGGAUGUCUAACCGUGGUAGAGGGAACCGUGGACGAGGCACUUACAGAGGUAGUUUUGCCUAUACAGAUCAGAAUGAAAGUAGAUGGCAAAACCGCAAACCCCUCUCAGGGAAUUCAAAUAGUGCAGGGAAUGAGUCUUUCAAGUUUGUGGAACAGCAACCCUAUAAGCGAAAAAGUGAGCAAGAGUUCUCAUUUGAUACACCUGCAGAUAGAUCUGGGUGGACAUUUGCCUCUAGUUGGGCUGUGAGAAAGACUCUGCCAGCAGAUGUACAAAACUAUUAUUCACGACGAGGCAGGAAUUCUUCAGGUCCACAAUCUGGAUGGAUGAGACAAGAAGAGGAAACAACUGAACAGGAUUCUAACCUGAAAGACCAAACAAAUCAACAAGUUGAUGGUUCUCAGCUGCCUAUAAAUAUGAUGCAACCACAAAUGAAUGUAAUGCAGCAACAAAUGAAUGCACAACACCAGCCUAUGAAUAUCUUCCCAUAUCCAGUGGGUGUUCACGCUCCUUUGGUGAACAUCCAACGCAAUCCGUUUAACAUUCAUCCUCAGCUACCUUUGCAUCUCCACACAGGAGUGCCUCUUAUGCAGGUAGCUGCUCCUACCAGUGUGUCUCAGGGACUACCACCACCACCACCCCCUCCCCCACCAUCCCAGCAAGUCAACUACAUUGCUUCACAACCAGAUGGAAAGCAAUUGCAGGGUAUUCCUAGUUCUUCUCAUGUAAGUAAUAACAUGAGCACACCAGUCUUGCCUGCUCCGACAGCAGCCACAGGAAAUGUGGGAACAGUUCAGGGACCAAGUUCUGGUAAUACUUCGUCUUCAAGUCACAGCAAAGCCUCUAAUGCUGCUAUAAAAUUGGCAGAAAGCAAAGUAAGUGUUACAGUGGAAGCCAGCGCAGAUAGCUCGAAGACAGACAAGAAAUUGCAAAUUCAAGAAAAAGCAGCGCAAGAGGUAAAAUUGGCCAUUAAACCAUUUUACCAAAAUAAAGAUAUCACCAAGGAAGAAUAUAAAGAAAUUGUACGGAAAGCAGUAGAUAAAGUUUGUCAUAGUAAAAGCGGUGAAGUAAAUUCUACUAAAGUGGCAAAUCUGGUUAAAGCCUAUGUAGACAAAUACAAAUAUUCACGGAAGGGGAGCCAAAAGAAAACUCUGGAAGAACCUGUGUCUACUGAAAAAAACAUAGGCUGAAUUGGGGAGCACUAUAAAGGACAUUAUCAAGAUAUCUGCAAAGUGCAAUUUCAACUUGUACCAUUAACUGAAAAUCAUACAUAACUGUGAUUGAAAUUUGGUUUUGAUAAAAUUAUUUUUUUUAACGUAGGAUAUAAUGUUUUGUUCUAAAUAAAUAAUAGUUCUGCACUGCAACUUCUAUAUCCUUCCUUCCCCUCCCCCUGAAAAGAAAAUUUCAAGGGAAAGUAAAGAGUUUAGAGGAAGGUGCAUUUUUACUAGGACUGUGUUAUAGUAUGGAUACUGGAAGUUGUACAACUUUUCGAGUAAAACAAUGGAGUGCAUAAAUUAGAGACUUCUAAGUGCACUGGUUUUGCAAGAGAUAUAUAUAUAUAUAAUACAUUUAUUCUGUCAGGCUAAAAAAUAAAGUAUGAACUUUAUGAUUUUUCCCUUUAAUUAUAGAAAGUUAAAUAAUGUAUUACCAUGAAAAGUAUUUCUAAUAUUAAAUAGAACAUACCAGUUGCAGGGUUCCUAAUGUGUAUUUUUACAGCACAUAUCUGAAUAAAUUGCUGAGAUAGAAGACAAAUUAUCACGAGUAAAAUUUAGUGUUCAAAACUUUGAGACACUCUUCACCUGUUGUGUGACCAAAUAAAGGUUAUGCUGCUUGUU
Messenger RNA from Propithecus coquereli (Coquerel's sifaka), 4973 nucleotides. RefSeq names its product SR-related CTD-associated factor 11 (gene SCAF11). The coding region runs from base 18 to 4328 and encodes 1436 amino acids. Gene Ontology annotation, biological process: spliceosomal complex assembly. Lineage: Eukaryota; Metazoa; Chordata; Mammalia; Primates; Indriidae. The record is from RefSeq and is a predicted model, not a curated record. Gene Ontology annotation, molecular function: RNA binding. The transcript is spliced from 13 exons.